ACCCCUCGUAUAUAUAGCUUUCACUGCUGUUCAAAGAAGCGAGGAUUCGAGUUCCAGCGGGAUAAGGGAUAAUAAGGGUUUAUUGCAGUUCCCUCCAGGGCCAGUUUCAACUCGAUACAGUAUCUAUCUUAUCUGCAGCUCUAGGGUUUUGGAUGUAUUUUCGAAUUUGAGUUAAUUUUAACUGUGUUCUAUCGAGUUCAGCCGGUCAAUGGAUUUCGACGAGUACGAUUAUCUGGAGAAAGCAGUGGAAGACCCCGGAAGCCGUAAUGAUUCGGGGAAGAAGGGCUCAGGUGAGAAGGUCCAGAGAAGUUCUCGUCGGAGGGAAGACGACGAGGACGUAGAUCGAAUUGAGGAGAGUAGGAGUAAAAAGUCGAAAGGGGAUGAUCAGAAUGGGGAAAGAAGGGAACGGGAUGAACGGGAGAGGUCUUCUCGUUUGGAAAGGCGCGAUAGAGAUAGGCACAGAAGUAGCCGAGACGGGGAUAGAGAGUAUGAGAGGGAUAGGGAUCGUGACCGAGAGAGGGACCGCGAGAGGAGGGAUAAAGAUAGGGAGAAGGAGAGGGAAAAAGAGAGGGAGAGGGAGAGGGAAAGGGAGAGAGAAAGGGCUAAAGAGAGGGAGAGGGAACGAGAGAGGGAGAGGGAUAGGGAGAAAGAAAGAGAGAAGGAGAAGGAGAAGGAGAAGGAGAAGGAGAAGGAGAAGGAGAAGGAGAAGGAGAAGGAGAGGUCGCGAAGAAGCAGUAGCCGCUCAAGAAGGCAUUACGAUAGGGACGACGACAAAGAAUUUUUCAGGGGAAGGAGUAGAGACAGGGAAAGAGAAAGAGAAUACGAGAAUGACAUAAGAGAUAGGGAGAGCAGGAGGUUUAAAGAAAAGAAGGAAGUUGUGGAGCCUGAAGCUGAUCCAGAAAGGGAUCAGAGGACUGUUUUUGCUUACCAGAUGCCUCUGAAGGCUACUGAGAGAGAUGUUUAUGAAUUUUUCUCAAAAGCAGGCAAGGUGAGGGAUGUCCGGUUGAUAAUGGACCGGAAUUCAAGGCGUUCAAAGGGGGUUGGUUACAUUGAAUUUUAUGAUGCAAUGUCCGUGCCAAUGGCAAUUGCUCUUUCUGGUCAGUUGCUUCUUGGUCAACCCGUUAUGGUUAAACCUUCUGAAGCUGAAAAGAAUCUUGUUCAGUCAACUGCUGGAGGAGCAGGGGGUCUUGCUGGUGGAGCAGGUGCAAGAAAACUUUAUGUUGGAAACCUGCACUUCAAUAUGACAGAAGAUCAGCUUCGACAGGUUUUUGAACCAUUUGGUCCUGUUGAGCUUGUGCAACUACCCCUGGAUCCCGAGACAGGACAUUGUAAAGGUUUCGGGUUUGUUCAAUUUGCUCAGAUUGAACAUUCAAAGGCAGCUCAAAGUUUGAAUGGGAAAUUGGAGAUUGCUGGUCGAACAAUCAAGGUUUCAUCUGUCACAGAACAUGUUGCAGUGCAGGAUGUUGGUGCAAAUGCUGCUGAUUUUGAUGAUGAUGAUGGGGGUGGUUUGGCUUUAAAUGCUCAAUCUAGAGCAAUGCUUAUGCAGAAAUUGGAUCGAACAGGCAUUGCCACAAGCAGCAUUGCAGGGUCACUUGGAGUGCCUUUACUUAAUGGUGCAACCCCAAAUCUACAAUCUUCUGGUGUACCCAUGAAUGGACAAACUGCAGGUCUUGCUUCAUCUCUUCCAGCAUUAGUUGUCACAUCUCCAGUUACUGAACCCAUUGGGAAUCCUAGCGAGUGCUUAUUGUUGAAGAACAUGUUUGAUCCAGCCACUGAGACGGAUCCUGACUUUGAUUUGGACAUUAAAGAGGAAGUUCAAGAAGAAUGUUCUAAACUUGGCCCUGUCAAGCAUAUCUAUGUUGACAAGAAUAGUGCUGGUUAUGUCUACUUGCGGUUUGAAACUGUUGCAGCUGCAGCUAGUACUCAACGGGCAAUGCAUAUGCGAUGGUUUGCGCGUAGGUUAAUCUCGGCUGUUUUUAUGCCACCCCACGAAUAUGAAGCAAAGUUCAGAGGCAGCAUCUAAUGCCGAUUUAUUAGGGAAUUUCUUUGAAUUAGGUUGGUUUUUGAUUGUCUACUGGCUGGCUGGCUUUGUAGAAUCGUUUAGACAUCCUUUCAUUUAUACAGUUAACUGUACAAAUAGAAAUUCUUAAGGGAGGCCAACUUGAGGUAACAUUAGUGCUUGUUUCUCUUAUGAUGGGCGUCCUGUAUUUUGCUGUUCAAAUUUGGUUACAUGUCGACAGUUGUAUUACUAUAAGAUUUUCUGUUUCCUGUAUUGUUGUUAGUUUA
Molecule: messenger RNA, 2286 nt
Organism: Nelumbo nucifera (sacred lotus)
Lineage: Eukaryota; Viridiplantae; Streptophyta; Magnoliopsida; Proteales; Nelumbonaceae
Product: Splicing factor, CC1-like protein
Biological process (GO): mRNA processing
Cellular component (GO): nucleus
Molecular function (GO): RNA binding
Source: RefSeq, a predicted model, not a curated record